AUGCCAGAGGAGGAUGAACGAGAGAAGCUAGCAAAAGUCAUCAGUCAGUGGAACAACAACAGACUGGACCUGUUUGAAAUAAGCCAACCUGAUGAGAACCUGGAGUUUCACGGCGUGAUGCGCUUCUACUUUGAGGAUCAUGUUGGAGGAAAUGUGGCCACAAAGUGCCUGCGUGUUUGCAGCAACUCUUCAACUCAUGAAAUUAUUGAAACUCUAUCAGAGAAAUUCAGGCCUGAUAUGAAAAUGCUGUCUACUAGUUAUUCCCUGUAUGAGAUCCAGGCCAAACAAACAGAACGCAAAUUGAACCUGGAUGAGAGACCUUUGAUUGUACAAUUAAACUGGACCUCAGACAACAGAGAAGGACGUUUUGUUCUCAAGAAAGACAACGAGAGUUUCCAGGAAAAUUUUCAUGAGAAGGAGAAAGGAGGCAUCAUCCAAAACUUCAAGAGGACACUGUCAAGAAAAGAAAAGAAGACAGAGAAGAGCAAAACUAAAGCUAAUGACGAGGUUUCAGGAUAUGAGAAUAGGUCAACUGAAAAGCCACUGAACAACAUGUGUGUGUCUAACCAUGAGACAAACCAUUGCACUGAAAACAAAAAGCAACAGAGGCAGGCAGCCCCAGGCAUAUUUUACUUCCAGUCACUCAGUGCACUUCAUUCUCACAAUGUCCUCCUGCCCCCUGCUGGUGUCUUGCACAUUUCAGAUGAGGAAGCCUUCCUGUCUGCAGUCAUAAAUUACACCAACAGCUCCACAGUUCAUUUCAAGCUCUCACCUGCAUACAUCCUCUAUGCUGUGGGACGGUUCGCUCUGCAGCGCCAUUACAGGCAAGGCUCUCCGCCUUCAGGACAAACACACAGUGUAACCGCGAUCACUAACAAAAUGGUGACCAUGACAGGGAAGGUCAUGCAGAGGCAGCAGACCAUCGCCGGGGCUAUCGCCUUCUGGAUGGCCAACUCCUCUGAGCUGCUAAAUUUCUUCAAGCAUGACAAAGAUCUCUGCCCGCUCACACAGCAAAGUCAGCUGGAUCUCUCCCACCUGGUGCACAAAGCUUACAGAUGCCUGCUACAGUGUCUACAGAAUGAGUUAACGAAGCACUUGCCAACUUUUUUGAUUGAUCCUGAGCAACAUGGUCCCUUGCCAGCUGGUAUAGAGAUGGUGCUGAACACCUUAAUGAACACCAUGUCUCUGUUACGCCGCUGUCGGGUCAACCCUGCCCUCACCAUCCAGCUCUUCUCCCAGCUCUUCCAUUUCAUCAGUGCCUGGCUCUUCAACCAGCUCAUGAGCCCGGAGGCCAGCACUCCAGGCCUACGUUCCCACUACUGGGGAGCGGCUCUUCGCCAGAGGCUUACCGCCAUCGAGGGCUGGGCCGAGAGGCAGGGCCUGGAGCUGGCUGCUGACUGCCACCUUGGACACCUCAUCCAGGCAACCACAAUCCUGACCAUGAAUAAGUACUCAAUGCAAGAUGCGAAGGACAUCCAGAAUACCUGUUUCAAGUUGAACUCACUGCAGCUGCAGACGUUGCUAGCCGCCUACCUCUAUGGAAACAAUGAGCCUCACAUCCCCCCUGAUUUGAUCGAUGCUGUAGUGACGGCUGCUGAGGCCUCAGCGGACAACCUGAUUCGGAGCGAAGGACGGGACAUCCAGCUGGAGGAGAGCCUUGAGCUCCACCUGCCCUUCCUGCUGCCAGAGGGAGGAUACUCCUGUGACACUGUGAGAGGAGUCCCUCCAGGGUUUAGGGAGUUUUUGGAGCCAAUUUGCCGGAAAGGUCUCUGCUCUUUAACAUCUGAGCCAAACUCCAAAGGUGACUGGACCGUGUAUUUCAGUGACUCUACACCUCCUGCAGAGAGCACAUACUUGGCAGCACACAGAGAGCCAGAGAUUGUGACUAUCACACUGAACAAACCUCUCAACAGUGGGAUGGGGGUCAGCAUCGUGGCUGCCAAGGGAGCACAGCAGGGUAACCUUGGGAUUUAUAUCAAAUCUAUAGUCAAGGGAGGACCAGCUGAAAUGAACGGCAGGUUAACAGCUGGGGACCAGCUGCUCAGCGUGGAUGGUCAGAGCCUGAUUGGACUCAGCCAAGAAAGGGCCGCAGCUAUCAUGGUGCAAACCGGCCCUGUUGUGACCUUACAGGUUGCAAAGUUUGGAGCGAGCUACCACGGCCUGGGGGCUCUGCUGAGUGGACCAGCGCCAGAAAGGACCACAGGCGAUAAAAGCAAUGCCACAGCGCUCAUGCUGCACAGUGUAGCGGAUCCUCUCUCAGAGCAGCACCAUGGAAGCAGCAGAAGGACGAAAGACCAGAUAAUGCAGAGGAACAGGCAGCUUUAUCGCUCCAACCCCAACAUGACCAACUUUUGCCUGGAGGAUGGAAAUGAACCUGUUCACCCUGUUGGGAGCGGGAACAACAUAGCCGCUGUUUCCAGUAUCAACCUUUGCACUGAUACAUCUCACAGAGACUACCGGACACUUCCGAACCCCAAAUCCCAGGACAACAUAUCUGAAAGCAGUCGACAGCAGCAAACACUGAAAGUGUCCUUCAGCCCUUUAGAUGGGCAGAGCUCCAGUAAGAAGACCCUCAUGCGUCAAGCACACUCACAGGAAAACUUGUGUAUAGACAGUGGAGGCCCCCUGCUGGACAAAAGGCAAAGCAUGUGGGAGCAACGGAACUGGAAUGCAAAACAAACCAUGAGCCACUAUUCAUCUUUCCCAAUUCGCUCCAGUGUUUCUACUCAUGACAUCCUCUCCGACAACAGUUCUCCCGAAAAACGACGGCAGGGCACUCACACAAGUGGCGCUGGCGUCUGGAGAGCCCCCUUUUCACAACAUCCAACACCCACGCCUUCAAUUCAGCCCAUACGUAUAGACAUCCCUGUUACCAGAGCAGUGAACACACAGUCAAAUCCUCCACUCAUCACCUUCCAGAGUUCAUCUUCGCUGUCAGUGAAGACGAGCCAAAAAGUAAACGGACAUAAACAGAGUCCUCAAAACCCAGCGAACCAUACUUAUGCAUGCCCCGUAUCUGCUACCAAAAAGCUACCUCAGCCCUCACUUUCAUCGCAGCAGCAAAGACCCAGCAUAGUCAAGGGUCAAGCAGUAAAACCCCAAGUAAGCAUCACUUCAACAAAACAUGUUUCCUUCCAAGAACCUCCCACUCAACAGAAGCAGGGCACGGGUCCCGUGAAGCAAAAAGACCCCCAGGAGCUGUCUGACCCGUGGAGGAGGGAGGCCCAGGAGAAGCUGGAGAAGCAGCGGAGGCUUCAGGUGGUGGAGCUCCUGGAGCAGGAGGUGCAGGAGCUUCGGGCUAAGGCGACGCGCUCGGCGGAGGAGAACGACCGACUGCGCAAGCUCAGCCUGGAGUGGCAGUUUCAGAAGAGGCUGCAGGAAAUUCAGCAGAGAGGAGAGGAUGAGGACGAGGAGGAAGAGGAGGAUUUGGACACGAUGGUGACGAUACAGCAGCUGGAGACAAGAGCACAGAGCAAAAGAACCUCUGGAGGACACGUCAACAGCGAAUCGAAAAUGUUGGAAAAGGAGACAGGAAAUCAUCUCGUCCAAAAGGAAGACAUGGCAAAGACAGGUCAAAGAUCAAGUGGAGCGACUGAGGACGUUCAGAAAGUGGCAUCAAAAGAAAACCAGGAGGAGAAAAUUAAGAGAACGAAGGCUCCUGAAAAGCUCACAUUCAAGGAGCGUCAGCGUCUCUUUUCCCUGGUGUCCAGUGCAUAA
Molecule: messenger RNA, 3717 nt
Organism: Xiphias gladius (swordfish)
Lineage: Eukaryota; Metazoa; Chordata; Actinopteri; Istiophoriformes; Xiphiidae
Product: afadin-like
Exons: 24
Coding region: 1-3717 (1238 amino acids)
Biological process (GO): signal transduction; regulation of protein localization
Cellular component (GO): adherens junction
Molecular function (GO): cell adhesion molecule binding
Source: RefSeq, a predicted model, not a curated record